CACCACCACUAAGAAACAGAAUGCUUGCGUUUACCUACGAGGAUAGCCGUCAAGUCGCUGAGAAGCUCGCAGAGAUCGUCAAGAGCAGCAGUGCAGCCGCUAUUGAGAAGAAUGGUCGGUUUACAAUCGCCUUGAGCGGUGGUAGUCUCCCAAAAAUUUUGGCCCAGGGGCUUGCCCAGGUACAGGGCGUAGAUUUUGCAAAGUGGGAAGUGUUUUUCGCUGACGAGCGUGUUGUCCCUCUUGACCACGAGGACUCGACGUUCCAUGCGUGCCAGGAAGCGUUUUUCAGCAAGGUCGGUUUGAAGCGUGAACAAAUCCACACGCUGAGCGAGGAGUUACUGAAAGAAAACGAAAAGGAUGUCCAGAACUAUGCCGACGAGUACGAGGGCCAAUUGGUGCACACGUUUGCCAACGCCUCUACCAUCAAGGUUCCCUCGUUCGACCUUAUUGUUCUUGGCUGCGGACCUGAUGGACACACCUGUUCACUCUUCCCCAACCAUGAGCUGUUGAAGGAGGACGUUGCCUGGGUAGCACCCAUUACCGACUCUCCCAAGCCUCCUAAAGAGCGUAUCACGCUUACCUUGCCCGUUGUGACGCAUGCUCACCAAAUUGUGUUUGUCGCUACCGGUGCUGCUAAGAAAACCGUUAUCAAGGAGAUUCUCGAAGAUGCCACCUCGACGCUUCCCAGCGCUCUCAUCACACAGGCCGCCAAGGACCGUACCACCUGGCUCAUGGACAAUGCUGCUUCCGAGAAUUUGAGCCGUGCUACUUUGGCUGAUCACUUCUAAAGCAAACGAAUACGGGCGGAGUGGACUGCUCGUCCUUGCGGGUGUCUGUGUACGCACUCGCCUUUGUCAUUGCUUGCGAACCGCAAAUUGCAAGCAAUGCUUAGCUAAUGUUAGGCGUUCUAAUGAGGAAUUGACAUGAUAUAACCGACCCGACCUUUUUUGCUACGAGUGCUUCUCGCGGCGACUGCCUGAUCUGCACUCCGCCUCGUUGCAAAAAAUACGGCGAUCCACGGGGCGCGUUAUCUUACCGAGCGUGACGUAAUG
Messenger RNA from Schizosaccharomyces japonicus yFS275, 1052 nucleotides. Its product is annotated as 6-phosphogluconolactonase. Gene Ontology annotation, molecular function: 6-phosphogluconolactonase activity. Gene Ontology annotation, biological process: pentose-phosphate shunt; carbohydrate metabolic process. The record is from RefSeq and is a predicted model, not a curated record. The transcript is spliced from 2 exons. The coding region runs from base 21 to 788 and encodes 255 amino acids. NCBI's taxonomy places the organism in Eukaryota, Fungi, Ascomycota, Schizosaccharomycetes, Schizosaccharomycetales, Schizosaccharomycetaceae.